AUCAUAAAGAUACCAUUUCAAUAUGUCUUCGACUAGAUAGAAUUCUGGAACAAAUGUUUGUUGAUUCUUUGACUUAUGUGAAACAUUAUGAUGAUAAGAUGUUGACUUCACCACUAUGUUUGCUCUUUGCUGUUGCAACAGUAUUUUCCAUUGAUGCAAAACGUAAUGUUAUCAAUACUGAACGAUCUAAUCCUGAUCGUUCAGUGGGCAGACCA
Molecule: messenger RNA, 215 nt
Organism: Racocetra persica
Lineage: Eukaryota; Fungi; Glomeromycota; Glomeromycetes; Diversisporales; Gigasporaceae
Source: the annotation of a GenBank genome assembly